CAAGAACCGAUGUGACAAUUCCUACGAAGCGCUGAAAAUUCUGUUCCUAUGUUUUGUUACCAUGUUCUGGCUGUCUGAUAGAGUAGUGAAAUUACUGCUGGAUAAGAAAAGAAGCUCUCACUUUCGAAGCUUGUGGUAUUUAGUGAAGAAAUAAACCUUCCCAAGUUUAAUGGUAACCUGUACGACAAGAACUAAUAAGGGUGUGUUCAUAAAGGGUGUCUUCCUGUGACAGUGAAAGUGGUAAUUCUGCUGCGGGCCAAAAUUAUGGAGGCUUUGACCUGGCGUGGUUAGAAGUGUCAUUGAAUGAAACCAGCUCAUGAAUAAAUAGUCAAGUUUGUGUUGAUGUUUGAAUGAAUUGCGAAAAAAGCAAGCUCUGAGCAUAAAAGGUGCACCUCUGUUGGCCAAAUUAAAAGUGAAUUCGCUGUUUUCAAAAGGAUGCUUGCAAUCGAUAAAUUGAUUUUUGGGGCUCCCUCCGGAUGUCUCGUCACCGUCCGAAGGUUGUAUGUGUUUACGUUUGGAGCUAUUCGUUUGCUGAAAUGCAAUCAGGAUGCGAAACUGCCUCGAAGCCGACAGUGUUCUAUUGAAUAGUUAAUGAAAGUGAGCCAUAAUUCAUAUUCCUGUUAUCGAUUGCAAGACGACUGACGCCAAGCCAAGUGGAAUUCUUACACAAGCUAGUUCGAACAGCAUGAUAAAAGGGGUGCGAAUCGUAGAAUGAAGUUUCUGCUAUGACAUCAGUGCUAUUCCGUCGGGCUUGGGGCGUGUUUUGCUACAAUUAGACGCUCGCUUUGUGCUUUUCCCAUUGUAGUUGGGCAUAUAAUUGUGUUGUAAAGUUGUGCGUGUUCUGGGCGAGUCCAGUUUUAACAGACUUGCCACUUCAAAUUUGCUCAAAACUGGAGGAUGAAAUUAGAUCCUCCGGAACGGAUCUAAUCAACAUUAACGAGUCAUCAAUGUUUCAGGCAUGCCGACUCUGGAACCUGAGUAUAGCCAGUGUAUUAGCUCUCACACUGUCUAAUGUGUUUCUAACCGUACGACUACUCCACAAUGGUGACUGCAGCAAUCAAUAUAGCGCCAAUGUUGAGGACAGUGUUUCGCUGGUUCCACGAGCCCCGAUCCUCACACCGGCGACUUGUCUGGAAUACGUGCUGGCCGAUUCGCUCACCAACAAUACGGAUAAGGCCGUUUUCUCAGGGCUAGAUCUUCGCCUCGGGCGGUGGGAUUCCCGGAGACUGUACAAAUUUUUCGAUUUUGCUGUGAUUGGUGAAAAGUACCCGGAGCUGUCGGAACGGUUCAGUGUUUGUUUAGCCACGCAAAGCUCACUGGAGAAAAUAUACUCGUUAGUUCAAGUCUCUCAUCAUUGGUCCGGUCCUAUUUCAACAGCCAUUUUUGCUGCUGGAAAUGAUGAACUCUAUCUGCUACAAAUUUACCUAUCCUACUUAAGAAAUUGCUUCAAAACCAUUCGCGAACGAGUUAGCUUUCAUCUGGCUUUGCCAAAGGAUCGCGCUCCGACUCAUCUCAAAAGCAUCCACGUGGGUGACUUCACCAAGUUCGAUUGUGCCAAACCGGAAGCGACGUUGAAUGAUCUGAUCAAACUGCGCAAAGUGGAUACCAACAAGUGGCGCAUCAAGAAUCCCUACCCUCAGAAUCAUCUGCGCAACGUCGCCCGCAAAGGGUGCCAAAGUACGCACGUUUUCCUAACGGACGUCGACAUCAUUCCGAGUGUAAACUUCGCCGAACACUUGGACAAGUUUCUGAGAAAACAGCGACCGCCGCACCACCCGACGGCGUAUGUGGUGCCGACGUACGAGCUGGACGAGCGGGUUCGGUUUCCUCGCAACAAGACUGAUCUGAUACGAUUGGCCAACAAAGGCCUAGCACGACCGUUUCAUCACAAAGUUUUCAUCUACAACCAGUUUGCGACCAACUUUUCGAGGUAAGUGGUUGAUAUGGAAAU
Messenger RNA from Aedes albopictus (Asian tiger mosquito), 1951 nucleotides. RefSeq names its product beta-1,4-glucuronyltransferase 1. The transcript has 2 exons. Gene Ontology annotation, molecular function: glucuronosyltransferase activity. Gene Ontology annotation, cellular component: Golgi apparatus. Gene Ontology annotation, biological process: protein O-linked glycosylation via mannose. The record is from RefSeq and is a predicted model, not a curated record. Lineage: Eukaryota; Metazoa; Arthropoda; Insecta; Diptera; Culicidae. The coding region runs from base 948 to 1934 and encodes 328 amino acids.